Schistocerca nitens (vagrant locust) is the source of this 488-nucleotide messenger RNA. RefSeq names its product odorant receptor Or2-like. Gene Ontology annotation, cellular component: plasma membrane. The record is from RefSeq and is a predicted model, not a curated record. Gene Ontology annotation, molecular function: odorant binding; olfactory receptor activity. The transcript has 5 exons. Gene Ontology annotation, biological process: detection of chemical stimulus involved in sensory perception of smell; sensory perception of smell. Bases 49 to 438 code for a protein of 129 amino acids. Lineage: Eukaryota; Metazoa; Arthropoda; Insecta; Orthoptera; Acrididae.
CAAGCAAUCAUAAGGAAUGUUGCGCUACUAGAGCAGUGCUUGGGCCGGAUGUUACUGGGACAAAGCCUCUCCCUUGGGACAUCUUUCUGCUUGCAGCUGUUCCAGGCCGCAAAGAGGGCUAAGGGUGUGCAAGAAGUUGGUAAGGCUGGUAGCUAUCUGAUGCUAGUAUUAUCUGUGCUGUUUAUGUACUGCUGGUUCGGGGACGAUCUUAUUUCGGAGAGUGAAAAAGUGGCGCUCUCGGCAUACAACGCAGUGCCGUCACUGGAGGAAUGCCCCACGUCCACCAAACGGUCCCUGCUGAUUCUAAUGCACAGAGCCCAGCAGCCACUACGUGUAACUGCUGGUGGCUUCUUCUCUCUCUCCAGGGAGUCAUUGGUGUCGGUUUUAAAUGUGUCUUAUUCAUUCUUCACAAUUCUUCGUAAUUUCAAGGAUGAUUAGAAGUGUCUGACGUCUGCCUGCAAUGUUCCUGCGGCUAAGUUAAUUUCCUA